AGACCCCCUCGCUUAAAGGCAGUACCGUGCAGCAGCAGCGUGUUUCCCUUUAGGACAGGAAGGGAGCCCAGUUCACAGCAUGCCGUGGAAACAUUCACCCUUUCUCUCCCUUGCCUGCUGUGCAGUGAGAUUACAGAGCUACCUUAAAUAAGCUCCAGCCAUGAAUCUUAUCUUGGCCGUUGCAAACUAGCAGAAAGUUGAAGUGAUGACAGCAGAUAAGGGUGUUCGCUUUUCAACCUUAUUGGUUGGUUCUCUGGCUUAUUUUCCCCCCUCCCCUGAAAGCCAGUCAUUCAGAGGUAAGGCUGUCAUUCCACUCCCAUGGAAACCAUGGAAGGGACAACAAGGACCAGGUUCUAGAAGAGCAGAUCUCUCACCACCCGGCUUAGCUGUGUCACUGGCCAGGGCUCCAGACCUGCGUAAGGUUGUCAGCUGCGAGGAACGUGAACUCAUGUUGUCUUUGACCUUUCUUCACCUUGAAGGAGAGCAAAACGGAUCCUGGUUGUUAACUCCCCACCUCCUCGGCCUUGGGACAGUGAGAAAAGUUCAGUGUUGCUUCUGGUGGGAGUGAGGGAGCCGGGGCUGGUUCGCAGCAGGCUUACACAUUAAACCAUCGUAGCAAAGGCGAGCUGCGGGCUGACAAGAAGUGUAACCUGAGCAGAAAGGACACUAGUGCGUUUGAGCACGCUGAGGGAUUCUGGCAUGACCUGUCUGUCACUCUUUCAGUGCUGUAGCCUGAGCAGGUCUUACUGGUUUUUACCGAGGUGGUGGGAGCUGGAUGGGGUGUGGGCUCGUUUCUAUUCGUUCACAGACGUCUCCGCAAUCUUCUUUUCUCCUUUUUAAUUCCCCCCGGAUAUAAAUCAGAGAGAUUGGGUCCGUCCCGUUUGCUGUCACCUGGGCUCAACCCAGCUGAAUCCAUUUUGGAGGAUACCCUUGCUGCAGCCCUCUGGACGUGCUCCUCGGAGGAGAAGAAGCUAAAGCAAUUUGGCAUCGUUGCUGUAGUCAGAAGCGAAGAGACCUACCAGGAGGAUCUGUGGGAUGUCCUGAUCUCCCCCCAUUUGCCCUGCUGAGCAUAGGGUAACAGUAUUUGACCAUGGUGAUCACCCAGUUACAAUUGGAACUGUGCUUCCAUGGUGAGAAGCUGAGAGGUUUCACCUGCAAGUGGAUCAGGUCAGCCAGUGGAUUUCUCCCAGAGACUUCAUUCUCCAUUGCCUCCCAGGUUUUCAUGCCGUUCCUUCUGGCUGGCUUGGGCAUGGUAGCUACUGGCAUCUUGAUGGAUAUUUUUCAACACUGGGCUGUAUUUCAGACAAUUACAGAACUUUUUAUCCUGGUUCCUGCCUUGCUUGGCCUGAAGGGUAACCUUGAGAUGACGCUGGCAUCCAGGCUCUCUACUGCUGCUAACACCGGACAAAUGGAUGAUGCUGAUAACAAAUGGAAAAUGGCCACCUGCAAUCUAGCCCUUAUCCAGCUCCAGGCCACUGUGGUGGGACUUCUGGCUGCUGUUGCUGCUGUGAUCCUGGGAGCCAUCUCCAAGGGCUCUCUGGAUGUGAGCCAGGCUGCUGUGCUGUGUGCCAGCAGUGUCAUCACGGCCUUCAUAGCUGCACUUUGUCUUGGUCUGUUGAUGAUUGGUGUGAUCAUUGGAGCCAGGAAAGCUGGGAUCAAUCCAGACAAUGUCGCCACACCCAUUGCAGCAAGCCUUGGAGACUUUAUAACCCUUUCCCUGCUGGCGGCAUUCAGCAGUGGGCUCUUCAAAUACAUAGAUAUUAAAUGCCUUUCUCCUCUGAUCUGUACUUUCUUCAUCGUCAUGAUCCCUCUCUGGGUUUCUGUCGCCAAGCAAAGUCCUUCCGUUGCCGAAGUCCUGAAGUCUGGAUGGCUGCCGGUCAUUGUUGCUAUGAUCAUUAGCAGCAUUGGUGGGCUUAUCUUGGACAAAACUGUAACUGACCCACACUUUGAAGGCAUGGCAGUUUUCACACCCGUGAUUAAUGGUGUUGGAGGGAGCCUGGUUGCCAUCCAGGCCAGCCGUAUUUCCACAUUCCUGCACUUCUGGAGCGAGCCUGGAGUUUUGCCAUACAGGAUGAAGCAGAAUUGGCCCAACCCAUGCACCAUAUUCUUCUCAUCAGAAGUGAAUUCCAAGUCGGCCCGAGUCCUGUUCUUCCUGGCUAUCCCAGGGCACCUCGUGUUCCUCCACACUAUCCGUCUGCUGCAAGGAGGCCACGUAUCUCUGUCCUUCACCUUUGUGAUGUUCUAUCUGAUGGCUGCUCUGCUGCAGGUGGGAAUCCUGCUGUACGUGGCUGAAGUCAUUGUGCGCCUGAUGUGGAGGAAGGCGCUGGAUCCGGAUAACUUCUCCAUCCCCUACCUCACAGCCCUGGGGGAUUUCCUGGGCACGGGACUCCUGGCUGUCUGUUUCCACCUGGUUCGGCUUGUCCACGGCUUGUAGAUGAACCAAGGGCACUGAGAGACCAGUUUGGGCCCCCCCUGUCACCCCAUCUCUCCUCCCCAUUGUGCCUUACAGCUGGGCUCACCCCCCCUAAGGAAGCAGCACGCACAGACUUGUGCCCAAGCCCACUGCCCACGUGUCCACCCACCAGACAAUAAAGACCAUUGGACCAUGUGUAAUGAA
Molecule: messenger RNA, 2617 nt
Organism: Pezoporus occidentalis (night parrot)
Lineage: Eukaryota; Metazoa; Chordata; Aves; Psittaciformes; Psittacidae
Gene: SLC41A3
Product: solute carrier family 41 member 3
Exons: 10
Coding region: 1091-2434 (447 amino acids)
Biological process (GO): monoatomic cation transport
Cellular component (GO): plasma membrane
Molecular function (GO): monoatomic cation transmembrane transporter activity
Source: RefSeq, a predicted model, not a curated record